Molecule: messenger RNA, 1809 nt
Organism: Eimeria mitis
Lineage: Eukaryota; Apicomplexa; Conoidasida; Eucoccidiorida; Eimeriidae
Exons: 12
Coding region: 1-1809 (602 amino acids)
Biological process (GO): regulation of transcription by RNA polymerase II
Cellular component (GO): nucleus; SWI/SNF complex
Molecular function (GO): transcription coregulator activity
Source: RefSeq, a predicted model, not a curated record
AUGGCUGAGGAAGAAAAGUGGGCGCGACGAGAAGAGCAGCCACGAGAAGGGUUUAGAGUCUACAAAGUGGGCGCGACGAGAAGAGCAGCCACGAGAAGCCCAACAACCCGCGAGAGGUUUGAGAGGUUUGCGGGCGAGGGUUUUGUCUCUCCUGGGGAGCCGCUGCCUCUCGUUGAGUUGAACCAGCCACCAUCUCCCCCCACGCCUGACAAGGGUUUCUUCUUUCUGGAUGCUUCUUACGCCUUCGCAAACCCUCCUUCUCCCUUGGGUGCCGACAUGGGCCAGUCUCCCCCCACGCCUGACAAGGGUUUCUUCUUUCUGGAUGCUUCUUACGCCUUCGCAAACCCUCCUUCUCCCUUGGGUGCCGACAUGGGCCAGAUCGACGAUCCCCUUGAUGCCCCCUGGCGGCGUCGUGCUGAAGAAGUUAUUCGGUUUGUAUUAGGACAAACUGUAGCCUUUGGCUGGCCCCCCACAGUGAGGAGGAAAACCACCGGCUUUGUAUUGAGGGACUGCUCCUGGGAGCAGCAUCGUUUGCUGCUGCCUGUGCAGCAGCAGCAGCAGCAGCAGCAGCAGCAGCAGCAGCAGCAGCAGCAGCAGCAGCUGCUGCAGCAGCAGCAGCAAGUUGGAGAUGAAGACUACAGCAGCAUUGUCACAGUGCAGGAUCUAAGGCAUCUCCUACAGAUGAUUCGACACCGUCUGCAAGACCUAGCUGACUUAGAGGCUCUUCCUCUCGUCGAUGCUUUCGAUAUACAACUUGCUGCUGUUCCUGCUGGUCCUGCUGCUGCUGCUGCUGCUGCUGCUCCCCUGCAGCAGCAGCAGCAGCAGCAGCAGCAGCAGCAGCAGCAGCACAGGCUAGAGUUACUGGGUCGUCGUGAGCUGACGAUGGCAGCAGGGGCUCGGGUGUAUAUACAGCUGGAGAGUGCAGCAGCAGCAGCAGCAGUUCAGAAGCUACCAGCAGCAGCAGCAGCAGCAGCUUUAAUAUCUUGCUCUCGCAUGCAUGCAGCACGAGCAGCAGCAGAAGCAAAUAGACUUUCUGCUGCUGCCUUCGCUCCUUCUCUCGCAUUCCUCACCCACAUCGUCAACAGCAGCAAAAGCCACCAGCAGCAGCAGCUGCAGCAGCAGCAGCAGCAGCAGCAGCACCAGCAGCAGCACCAGCAGGAACAGCAGCACCAGCACCAGCAGCAGCAGGAACAGGAACUGCAGCACCAGCAGCAGCAGGAACAGCAGCACCAGCAGCAGCAGCAGCACGAGCAGCUGCUGCCGCUGCCCCCCAUAGAAGAAGAGGAAGCCAGAGACUAUAUAAAACCUACUGGGUAUUGUGAAUCAGUACCUCCUGCUGCAGCAGCAGCAGCACUUGCUGCUGCUGCUGCUGCUUCUGCUGCACCCUCUUAUGCUGUUGCUGCUGCAGCAAAUAGACUUUCUGCUGCUGCCUUCGCUCCUUCUCUCGCAUUCCUCACAAACAUCGUCAACAGCAGCAAAAGCCAGCAGCAGCAGCAGCAGCAGCAGCAGCAGCAGGAACAGCAGCACCAGCAGCAGCAGCAGCAGGAACAGCAACACCAGCACCAGCAGCAGCAAGAACAGCAACAGCAGCAGCAGCACCAGCAGCAGCAGGAGCAGCAGCAGCACCAGCAGCAGCAGGAGCAGCAGCAGCAGCAGCAGGAGCAGCAGCAGCAGCAGCAGCAAGAAGGAGUCGUGCUGAUUCCCCCCGUAACCCCCCCAGCAGCAGCAGAAGCAGCAGCAGCAGCAGCUGCAGCAACAGCAGCAACAACUGCUGCUGCUGCUGCUACUGGCUCGGGAUCAGCAACGUAA